Molecule: messenger RNA, 3587 nt
Organism: Brienomyrus brachyistius
Lineage: Eukaryota; Metazoa; Chordata; Actinopteri; Osteoglossiformes; Mormyridae
Product: transcription factor CP2-like
Exons: 16
Coding region: 511-2007 (498 amino acids)
Biological process (GO): regulation of transcription by RNA polymerase II
Cellular component (GO): nucleus
Molecular function (GO): RNA polymerase II cis-regulatory region sequence-specific DNA binding; DNA-binding transcription activator activity, RNA polymerase II-specific
Source: RefSeq, a predicted model, not a curated record
ACUUCCUGAUAAGCCUUGGAUAUUCCUGAAAAUUUGUAGGAAACAGUUACAAAUAUCGAACCCCUUCUCAAAAUAUAUUUGAUUUAAUAUAAGCUGCAUGUGUUUUGUAGUUUGCUUAGGGCAUCGGCCGCCAGAAGUUGCAGUGGAUCGUGAUCCCAAAGUGGCAAGCAGUCUGACGAAGACGAUGUUGUAAAAAAUAUCGUAAAGGUGACUGCAUGGACAUCACGCUGGAGCAAAGAUGCGCAGCCGACUGACUUGGCUGUGCCAUUUUUAAGAUCCAGUGCAUGGCGGAUUUACCGUUUGUGCUUUGUGACGAGCUAGAACGAUAGCUGGUCGAGAUAUUCCACCGUACCCGCCAGGAGUGUGGACGCAUCUGCACUUCCAGCCAGCUUCUGACUUCAGCGCGAUCUUGCGGAUAUUUCCAGGACUAUCAGAUGCAAGUUCUCUGCCAGCGAGAGAGGCGUCCUUGAUUUUUCCGGACCUUUGAAGUUUCGCCCGACUUCGUGUGUCAUGGCGUGGGCUCUGAAAUUGCCGCUUGCAGAUGAAGUCAUCGAAUCGGGUCUGGCCCAGGACUUUGAUGCAAGUCUGUCUGGAAUUGGGCAAGAACUUGGAGCCGGAGCAUAUAGCAUGAGUGAUGUGCUGGCCCUCCCCAUCUUCAAGCAAGAAGAAUCAAAUUUGCCCCCUGACAAUGAAAACAAGAUCCCACCCUUCCAGUAUGUUCUGUGUGCCGCCACCUCCCCCGCCGUCAAGCUGCAUGAGGAGACCCUCACCUACCUUAACCAAGGACAGUCCUAUGAAAUCCGAAUGCUGGAUAACCGGAAAGUGGGGGAACUCCCCGAGGUCACAGGAAAGAUGGUCAAAAGCAUCAUUCGUGUGGUCUUUCAUGACCGACGCCUUCAAUACACGGAACACCAGCAGUUAGAAGGAUGGCGCUGGAACCGCCCGGGGGAUCGCAUUCUUGACCUAGAUGUCCCUAUGUCUGUUGGCGUGACCGAUCCAAGAAGCAACCCAACACAGCUGAACACCGUAGAGUUCCUAUGGGAUCCUUCCAAGAGGACAUCCGUUUUCAUCCAGGUGCACUGCAUUAGUACAGAGUUUACCAUGCGUAAACACGGCGGAGAGAAGGGUGUUCCGUUCCGAAUCCAGAUCGACACAUUCAAGGAAAACGAGGGCGAGGAAUACACCGAACACCUUCAUUCUGCGAGCUGCCAAGUCAAAGUGUUCAAGCCAAAAGGUGCUGACAGAAAGCAGAAGACCGAUCGGGAGAAGAUGGACAAGAGGGCCCCACAGGAGAAGGAGAAAUACCAGCCGGCUUAUGAGACCACAAUCCUCACAGAGUGUUCUCCAUGGCCAGAAAUUACAUAUGUCAACAACUCUCAGCCCCCUGUCUUCAACAACACCAACAACUUUCCAGUGGCUGACGGCAAUAGCUCUCCCAGCCACCAGCCGGAGCCUGUCGUGCCACAGACAGAUAACCUUCUGCCCACUGCCACGCCUCAGGAGGCCCAGCAAUGGCUGCUCCGAAACCGCUUCUCACCCUUCUGUCGACUCUUCACCAACUUUUCAGGAGGAGACUUGCUGAAACUGACGCGGGAAGAUGUCAUUCAGAUCUGUGGCCCUGCAGACGGAAUCCGACUCUUCAAUGCGCUGAAGGGCCGGGUUGUGCGUCCCCGGCUCACCAUAUACGUGUGCCAGGAGUCGCAGCAAGCAGGAGAUCAUCAGCAGAAGCAUGAGAACGGAGAUGGGAGCAGCAGCACGAAUGGAACCUUCUACGUGUACCACGCUGUUUACCUGGAAGAACUGUCAGCCAUCGAGCUGACGGAGAAGAUAGCCCAGCUUUUCAACAUCUCGCCAAGACAGAUCAGUCAGAUUUACAAGCAGGGCCCAACGGGAAUCCAUGUUCUGGUCAGCGAUGAGAUGAUACAGAACUUCCCAGAUGAGUCGUGUUUCGUCCUGGACACGAUGAAAGCCGAGAAUAACGAAGGGUACCAUGUCAUCCUGAAGUGAAGGCCUCGUGAGAAGAUGUCAAGAUACGAAUCAAAGCCCAUGAGGUCCCAGUGAUGCCCUGGUUCUCCAAUAUACAUCUGGUUGUUUUCGCUGUUCAACUGUCAAAUUAAUCUGGUGGGCUUACUGUUCUCAAAAGGAUGUCUUCUAAAGGGGCGGGGGGGUUAUGUACUUUUUAUGUUUUUAAAUAUUUUUUUUAUCAUGUUGUUGUUUUGCAUCCCUGUUCUAACUUAAUGGAUCACGGUCCAACUUUAUGGUUGCUUAAGUUAUCUUAUGUUCUUGUUUUAAUGCUUCUGGAUUUUUUUAACUGGUCUUCAUCAGUUUCUCACCCUCGUUUUUCUCUCGUUCUCAUGUCCAGAGAACCAUGAGCAAAGUGGGUGAUAUUAUAUUUAAUUUUCUUCUUAUUAUUAAUUUUAUUAUUAAAUGCCAGACCUCUGGGGUAUUCCCCAUUGCCGACCCUUAGAUUGAGCGGCGCUUUCUGCUUCCUCAUCUGCGUCCAGCUGCUAUACAUACCUGCCGUCUACGGUCCCAAAAGCGCAGCAGAGCUAUGCACUAAUACAUGCCAGAUCUCGCUACAAAUAAUCGUAGAAGUUCUCAGGUGGUAGCAUAGGGUAAGUUUGAUAGAGUAUGUAGGUGAUUCACUGCCUGUGGCAUGUGCUGCAGACCCAUGGCAGCAUCCAGGAUACCUGCUGCCUUAUUGUUUAUGCUGUGUAUUGUCUGAAAGCUUCUCGGGAGGAGUGAGGUGAUGAUUGGCUGGCGCUGAGAGUUGCCAGGGCCUCCCGUGCUGCUGUUUGAAUGUCUCCUGCCCUUUUCAUCUGCAUGUUCCUAUACAUGGCUUCUCCGUCUCAUUCCAAAUCAUCUGCAUGACUUCUCCAUUCGUGGCAAAAACGGGCAGAAGUGCUGCUUGUGGAUCUCCUCACCCCCCACAUAAUUUUUUUUCUGGGUUCUCCAGCGAGAGGCCAUUUGGACUAGGUCUCCAUUCUCCCUCUACUUUGUUACAAGGGUCAGACAGAAAGUAAAUACUGCCGACUAUUGUAUGAAGAUUAAGAAAUUUUUUUAUGCUGAAGAAGGUUUGUAGGGUUGAGCAAAAAAGUGUCUUCCUGGUUACUUUUCCUCCUCAUUUUAGUUCCGGAAUCGUUGGUCUAACGCCACAAGAAAGGCAGCUUUGGAUCUGUAGCUCUGAGUUUUGACAUUCAUAGACACGAGGCUGCCGCCAUACUGGAAACAGCGAGACGUCCGCGCCGAAACCUAGGCUACCAAUGCGAGCCACAGAUGCAGUAUAAACGCUGAUCCCAUCCACUGUAUUGAGUGCAUUUGUAAACCUGACAGUACUGCCCAUUUUGUUGCUAUCUAUGAAAACUGUGUUUUAUGACCGUGGGUCUCUGUUAAGCAUCAUUGUGCUAUUACAUUUUGAACUUACAGACAAAUAUUAAACAGAUAUUUUUGCUUGUGUUAUGAUUAUUGCAUUACCGACUAUGUCUACUGAUCGUGUUUCCGAAGAGUAUAUUUUAUACUUUUUUUUUUAAAUGGCCUGUGUUGUUAGAUUUUAAAUAAAACGUUGCAGUAGCAAAAGACACUGUGAA